Messenger RNA from Caenorhabditis remanei, 645 nucleotides. RefSeq lists its product as uncharacterized. The record is from RefSeq and is a predicted model, not a curated record. Bases 1 to 645 code for a protein of 214 amino acids. Lineage: Eukaryota; Metazoa; Nematoda; Chromadorea; Rhabditida; Rhabditidae. The transcript is spliced from 4 exons.
AUGAUUCUCCAUCUUCUCGUGGCUGCCCUGGUGGCACAUACAGCUGUUUCACUGGACACAACAAAAACAUUGACUUCACAACUUCAUGAGUUCCAACUGAAUAAUUCUGCUGGAGUGAUGUCGGCAUUGGAUAUGUUGCCAAAGGAAUGCUCCAAAAACGGAAAAAAAUACAAGCCGGAUGAAUCCUUCGAAAUCGGAAACUUGAGAUACAAAUGUCAGAAUUACGGAGUUUAUACAAUCGAAGGAUGCAAACGAAAAGACGGAACUGAGAUGAAAUUGGGAGAGUCAGUGGUGAUUGACAAUGUGAAACAUCAGUGUCUGGGAAUGGGAUCCUCGGUUUUUUAUAAGGAAACGACUUGUGGAGUAAUGGGACAACCAGAGUGUGACAAGAUUCCAUUGCCAAAAGGGUUCGAGGGAGCAAUGAAGAGAAAUGGAGGAAAGACUGAAACACAGCAGGGCAAAACCUCGGUUGACGGCGUGAAUCUCCCAAAAGGAUGGUCAUUAGUUGACGGGGGAAAGAAGCAAAUAACUGGAACAAAUGCAUCAGUUGUCACUCAUAUUCUGAUGUUCAACCCAACACAAACAAGAGUUCGAAGAGAGGGAUUCAAGGGGAGCGGUGUUGGAAGUGUUAUUGGAGGUUUGUGA